Messenger RNA from Physeter macrocephalus (sperm whale), 2080 nucleotides. Its product is annotated as protocadherin-1. The record is from RefSeq and is a predicted model, not a curated record. Gene Ontology annotation, cellular component: plasma membrane. Lineage: Eukaryota; Metazoa; Chordata; Mammalia; Artiodactyla; Physeteridae. Bases 151 to 1641 code for a protein of 496 amino acids. Gene Ontology annotation, biological process: homophilic cell-cell adhesion. The transcript has 8 exons. Gene Ontology annotation, molecular function: calcium ion binding.
CUCACACACUCGGGGAGCGGGAGCGCGGCGCGGACGCGAAGCCGCCGGGGCUGCUGUGCCCAAAGCCAGCCAGAGCCGAGCCUGAACCGCAGCGCCAGCCAGAGCCGUGCCGUGCCGAGCCGCAGCCCGGGCCGGGGCCAGUGGCGGCUCAUGGACUGCAGGGCCCGCGGCCUGCGCUGCCCAGAGGCGGCCCUCCUGAUUCUGGAACCUGCCCGGAUGGGGUCCCUGAGGCGCAGCCCAGGCCCUGGGGGGCAACGGUUGCUGCUGCCCGCCUUGCUGCUGGCACUUCUGCUGCUGCUGGCUCCAUCCCCAGGCCAUGCCACUCGGGUGGUGUACAAGGUGCCAGAGGAACAACCUCCCAACACCCUGAUCGGGAGCCUCGCAGCCGAUUAUGGUUUUCCAGACGUGGGCCACCUAUACAAACUAGAAGUAGGCGCCCCGUACCUGCGGGUGGAUGGCAAGACGGGCGACAUCUUUACCACGGAGACCUCUAUCGACCGCGAGGGGCUCCGUGAAUGCCAGAACCAGCUCCCUGGUGAGCCCUGCAUCCUGGAGUUUGAGGUGUCUAUCACGGACCUCGUGCAGAAUGGCAGCCCCCGGCUGCUAGAGGGCCAGAUAGAGGUCCAGGACAUCAAUGACAACACGCCCAACUUCGCCUCACCAGUCAUCACGCUGCCCAUCCCCGAGAACACCAACAUUGGCUCACUCUUCCCCAUCCCGGUGGCUUCGGACCGCGAUGCUGGCCCCAACGGUGUGGCAUCCUAUGAGCUGCAGGUGGGGCCCGAGGCCCAGGAGCUAUUUGGGCUGCAGGUGGCAGAGGACCAGGACGGAAAGCAGCCGCAGCUCAUCGUGAUGGGCAACCUGGACCGGGAGCGCUUGGACUCUUAUGACCUCACUAUCAAGGUGCAGGAUGGUGGCAACCCCCCACGCGCCAGCAGCGCCCUGCUGCGAGUCACUGUGCUCGACACCAAUGACAAUGCCCCCAAGUUCGAGCGGCCGUCCUACGAGGCUGAGCUGUCUGAGAACAGCCCCAUAGGACACUCCGUCAUCCAGGUGAAGGCCAAUGACUCCGACCAAGGUGCCAACGCAGAGAUCGACUACACGUUCCACCAGGCGCCCGAAGUUGUGAGACGUCUUCUGAGACUGGACAGGAACACGGGACUUAUCACUGUUCCUUUUAACAGGGAGUGCGUUGAAUAUGUCAAGAGCUUCAAUAUCCCUCUGCUGGUGCUAGGUGGUGGUGGCUAUACUGUCCGGAAUGUUGCCCGCUGCUGGACGUAUGAGACAUCGCUGCUAGUAGAAGAGGCCAUUAGUGAGGAGCUUCCCUACAGUGAAUACUUCGAGUACUUUGCCCCGGACUUCACGCUCCAUCCAGAUGUCAGCACCCGCAUCGAGAAUCAGAACUCACGCCAGUAUCUGGACCAGAUCCGCCAGACAAUCUUUGAAAACCUGAAGAUGCUGAACCAUGCACCUAGCGUCCAGAUUCACGAUGUGCCGGCAGACCUCCUAACCUAUGACAGGACUGAUGAGGCUGACGCAGAGGAGAGGGGUCCCGAGGAGAACUACAGCAGGCCAGAGGCACCCAAUGAAUUCUAUGAUGGAGACCAUGACAAUGACAAGGAAAGCGACGUGGAGAUUUAAGAGUGGCUGGGCUUGCUAUGUCCCCAGAUAUUCCUUUUUACCUCUUGGUUGGGUGGGAGGGAAAAGGUGUGGCUCUUCCACCCCUGGUCAGGUUACUCUCAGGGCUUUUACCAACGCUGGGGAAGGGUUUGGAGACCACAUCUUGUUCUGGAACCAACUAUCCCCUCUCUUCUCCCUCCCAAGGUCUGAGAAUGGUACCUAUUAGGGAUUGGAUGGGGACAAGGAUAGCCAUCUCUAGGACAUCUUGGGCGGUGAGCCCUAGAGGCCAGUCCCAGCCCUUCUGGCUCACUUAUUCCUUCCCUACUUCCCCCUAACCCAGAGACUUUACGGGUGAGGGGGUAGUCAGGAGUAAGGUUGCCUUUGACUUCCUCCUGGGUUCUCCUAAUGCAGGCCUUGUUUCCAGUGCAGGUGAAUAGUAAGGGAUUUUAGGGGGCUCUGG